Tuber aestivum (summer truffle) is the source of this 1737-nucleotide messenger RNA. The record is from the annotation of a GenBank genome assembly. NCBI's taxonomy places the organism in Eukaryota, Fungi, Ascomycota, Pezizomycetes, Pezizales, Tuberaceae.
CGGUAGUAUAUCACCUUAUAUAUCUGACCAUAGCUUACCAAGAUUUUUAUCUAAUAGCUUCAAACUGCGGCAAUCUGGUAUCUUUCGGGACUCCCCUCACUAGGUCAAUUUAUCGUUUGCACCGAAAAACUACAAUAGUAGAGACUUUGCGAUUUCGCAUCCAAAGUCAAAUUCUAGCGAUCUCAUUGGCCCAGAACCCUGUUUGACCCACAUCCAGAGUCUUUUCGCAAAGUCCCUAAUAUCACCCGUUGGCCCUUGCCACAUCUGGGCCUAACAGCGGAUAAACAUUUCUCCGAGACACCUCUGCAUUUCCAAGCGUGACUCAGCCAGCCAGUUACGAGAUCACGCAAUGAGUCAAGACUCACUAUACCAGCGCUGUGGUCCCCCUCUGAUCUCCACCACCACGAUACCAUGGAGCCUCCUACAGAUUCCACUCCCGCUCCGGCAUACAUCUCGGACUCUGAAUGCGGAGAGAGGCUGACUUUCCGGCAGGAUGAGGAAAAAGCGCUUAGCAUCCCUCUGAGGUACCUCCUCGCUCUUAUUCCGACCGAGGCCGCCGACACUUACACGCUUAUUUCCCAGACUGGACUGGAAGGCGGAGUUACUAGGUCGACUAUUGCUAGUCCACCGGCGGAAGUCGUCGAGCGGUACCGUAUUCCAACUGACGCACCAGCACAUCUUCAGGGACCAAUUUCUGUGGUCGUCUCCCCGUAUUCAGGCCUCGGAAUGGCGGACCUAUACUUCUCUACCCUUAUUGCGCCGGUGCUCGAAUUCUAUUCUGUCCGUUAUAGCAAGCAUACUGUUACCUCCCCCACCGCUAUCAAGGCCAUUACCGAUGGGCUUCCUGAAGGUGUAUCGACGGUUGUAAUUCUCUCGGGGGACACUCUUAUCUUUGAACUGCUCAACAGAAUGCAGAGCACCAAACGGCCGGCAUUAGUAUUGAUACCAACGGGCACGGGAAAUGGUUUGGCAAGCAGUCUUUGCAAACCCCUGCCUCCGAACGACCUCAUCAGAGGUGCCUUUCACACAUUCCUCCACGGAAUAUCCCGCCCGCUUCCCGGCUUCGUAGUCAAGUUUUCACCCGGCGCUCAUCUUCUAGGAGAAGUAAUACCGGACCGGGAACUCAAAGGAACGGUAGUGACAAGUUGGGGAUUCCACGCCUCCCUCGUCGCCGACGCUAGCACCCCCGGGAUACAAUCAUCGGGAACGGAAAAAUUUCAAAUCGCAGCGAAGCAAAACCUUACACCGUCGCUUCACGCCUACCGUGGUACCAUAUCGAUCGUUCGUCCCGGGAGCACAGUGUGGGAGGAAAUAGAGGACACCAACGGCGAAGGUCAUUUUUACUUGGUUGUGACCGGGGUAUCAAACCUCGAGCCUGCUUUUACGAUCAGUCCAGCAGCCAACGGGGUAGAUGGGAUUCUCCGGAUUAUCUAUUUCGGAGUUGGAGAUGUAGAGGGUGCGGAGGGGGUGAUGGGAGUGAUGAGGGCGGUAUACGAUGGUGGGAAACAUGUUUCGGUUCCGGGAGUAAGGUAUCAAACGGUAGAUGGGGUGAAGAUUCAUGUGAAAGAGGCGGAGGAGAAAUGGCGCAGGGUAUGUGUUGAUGGGGCCGUGGUUACGCUUGAGGAGGACGGGUGGCUGGAGAUCACCAGACACCAGGGAUGGGCCGAUGUCGUUUACAAAUCCCGAUUCGACGAUUGAUUGUAUCAUACCCCAGAGAAAUGACUUUUGAGUACUUGU